This is a messenger RNA of Babesia bigemina, 468 nucleotides long. Its product is annotated as polyubiquitin, putative. NCBI's taxonomy places the organism in Eukaryota, Apicomplexa, Aconoidasida, Piroplasmida, Babesiidae. Gene Ontology annotation, molecular function: ubiquitin protein ligase binding; protein tag activity. The transcript has 3 exons. Gene Ontology annotation, biological process: protein ubiquitination; modification-dependent protein catabolic process. The coding region runs from base 1 to 468 and encodes 155 amino acids. The record is from RefSeq and is a predicted model, not a curated record. Gene Ontology annotation, cellular component: nucleus; cytoplasm.
AUGCAAAUUUUUGUGAAGACUCUCACCGGCAAGACCAUCACGCUCGAGGUCGAGCCCAGUGACACUAUCGAAAACGUUAAGGCCAAGAUCCAGGACAAGGAGGGCAUCCCCCCGGACCAGCAGCGUCUGAUCUUUGCUGGCAAGCAGCUCGAGGACGGCCGCACCCUCUCCGACUACAACAUCCAGAAGGAGAGCACCCUCCACCUGGUGCUCCGCCUGCGUGGUGGUAUGCAGAUUUUCGUCAAGACGCUCACCGGCAAAACCAUUACGUUGGAAGUUGAGCCCAGUGACACUAUCGAAAAUGUUAAGGCCAAGAUCCAGGACAAGGAGGGCAUCCCCCCGGACCAGCAGCGUCUGAUUUUCGCCGGCAAGCAGCUCGAGGACGGCCGCACCCUCUCCGACUACAACAUCCAGAAGGAGAGCACCCUCCACCUGGUGCUCCGCCUGCGUGGUGGCGAAGCCUUCUAA